Spinacia oleracea (spinach) is the source of this 1143-nucleotide messenger RNA. RefSeq lists its product as uncharacterized. Lineage: Eukaryota; Viridiplantae; Streptophyta; Magnoliopsida; Caryophyllales; Amaranthaceae. The transcript has 2 exons. The coding region runs from base 1 to 1143 and encodes 380 amino acids. The record is from RefSeq and is a predicted model, not a curated record.
AUGAAUGCUCCCAAGGAGCCUAAAGUAAAACCACCUGCUAUUGACGCCUAUGAUGGCAUGUUUGAUCCUGAUGUACACCUCUUGGCCUAUCAACAUCAUAUGUAUGUCCAGGGAACUACUGAUGCAACCUGGUGCAAAUACUUCCCGUCCACUCUGAAAGGCGUUGCCUCCAAAUGGUUCGAGAAGUUGCCUGCGGGAACGAUCAACACAUAUGCCGAAUUGGAGAUGUUAUUUUCAGCAAGAUUUAUGGCUUAUAAAGAAGAGAAAAAGACAAGCAUGCAUUUGGGUCGAAUACAGCAAGGAAAAGAUGAAUCUUUGCGAAGCUAUGUUCGACGUUUCAAUUUGGAAUCAGGACAGAUUCCAGACCUGCCUGGCGGGGUGGCGUUUGAUAAUUUCUUUAGGGGACUUAAGAAGGGGUCCUUUAAGUUCGAUUUGGUGAAGAAAAGUGUGAGAACCAUGGCCGACGCUCUGGAUGAGGCCGAGUCCUUUAUUCAUGCCACUGAAAUCUGCUCCGUCCCCAAAGAGUCUAAGGGAAUGGAUGCCACAGAUCACCCUCAGCGCAAGGAUAAGUCAGACAAAAAGACCAGCUGUCCGAAUGGGACAUGGGCCAUUGAGAAGAAAGGAUAUCAGGCAGACCGCUCCCAGGGACAGAAGAGAGGAAGACCCUAUGACAAAGAAAGGUUUGAAUACAACACUGACCUGUAUACGAUAUUGCUAGAUGUCAGUGAUAGGUACGAGAUUGAUCAAUCGUUCUCCAUGAAGUCGCCGGUGGAAACUCGGGACAGCUCGCUUUACUGUAAGUUCCAUUGUGAUGUGGGACAUGAAACAAAAGAUUGCAAAUCCCUACGAAGGGCUCUCGAUGGACUAGCCGCUAAAGGGUUCUUGAAAUCCUAUCUCAGCACAAGCACAGGGGGAAGUGGUAAAAAAUUCUACAAGAAAAGCAAGUCACCAUCAUACCGACGUGAUGGCAACGACACUGACCCAGAAAUUGUAGCCGUCAUCUCAGGGGGUCUAGCCGCUGGGGGCCCAACAAUGAGAGGUCAAAAAGACUAUGCAAGCCGGUUGGGACAGGUUGGCACAAUUCAUGGUGAUCAACAACUAGCAAGAGAUUGUUACCUCACUACGCUAAGUCCCGAGGCUUAG